ACAGGUCGGACCGGUGGUGAACAGCGCAGCUGUAGCAAAAUCUGUUCGGUUUGUUGCCUUUUUACCGGCAGUGGCGAGAUUCAGCCAAACAGACGACAGGCAAGGAGAGAGAGAGGAGUUAAAUGGAAGAAAAUUAAUUUUCUUAAACUAUACAUUUGGAAUUUCCGUGUCUUAAAAACCAGAACAGGAGAAGGUGUUCUUCCGUGAGAGGUAGAGCUGCUUUGUUAGCCUGUCUGUCUCAGUCCAAUCAUAGUUUCCAGACCAACCGCUCCACCAGGUCUAUCAGACCGCUGGGAAUGACUGCGCCUUCACAACCUCACCAGGAGUGGGCGCUGGAGGAUAACGCCCACAUCAACCACACAGCCGGGAGCAUCUUCCUACCUUUAGCUAGGAUAGUUUACUUUGUUUGUGUUAGCCUGCGAGUCCAGUCCUGGGUUGAGAGAGAGCUUUGUUGCUGGUGAUUGGAGAAGAGGGAGAGCUUUCCAAACCCAGACCACCAGGAGAGGAGAGACGGUGAAGACGGCUGCCCGAUCCGGAUCAGUUCGCCAGAUCUUUACUCUCACUAUUGCUGGCUUAAUUAGUAGUUAAUUAAUCAGCUCAACCGUUUGAAGUCCAUAGGCUAAAUAUAAAUGAUAUGCAGACACACUUUCAGGACUACCUCCUGCUCAGUGUGAGGUGCUCUGUUCCCCUCCACGCCCCCUGCCGGUCUGGUGGAUGUUUUGGCGGCUCUGAGGACUGCAUGGCAGUGGAGUGAUCGUGGAGAGGCCAGGGUACCACAAACUUAUGGACUUUGACAAGAGAGGAGGAGGAGGAGGAAAGGGGGAGGCAGAGGAAGGGAAGAGGAUGUCAAAGUCCGGAGGGAGCCGUUCGGGGCAUGGUAGUCGCAGCUCGGGGAGCAGCUCCGGGGUGCUCAUGGUGGGCCCUAACUUCCGGGUCGGGAAGAAGAUCGGCUGUGGGAACUUUGGAGAGCUACGCCUGGGGAAGAACCUGUACACUAAUGAAUAUGUGGCCAUCAAACUGGAGCCCAUCAAGUCCCGGGCCCCACAGCUCCACCUGGAGUACAGGUUCUAUAAACAGCUGGGGAGUUCAGAGGGCGUCCCCCAGGUGUUCUACUUCGGGCCCUGUGGGAAGUAUAAUGCCAUGGUUCUGGAGCUGCUGGGACCCAGUCUGGAAGACCUGUUUGAUCUGUGUGACAGAACCUUCUCCCUCAAGACCGUCCUCAUGAUCGCCAUUCAGCUGAUCACGCGGAUGGAAUUCGUCCACACCAGGAGUCUAAUCUACCGGGACGUGAAGCCAGAGAACUUCCUGGUUGGCCGGCCCGGCAGCAAGCGGCAGCACACCAUCCACAUCAUCGACUUCGGCCUGGCCAAAGAGUACAUCGACCCCGAGACCAAGAAACACAUCCCUUACAGGGAGCACAAGAGCCUGACUGGCACGGCACGUUACAUGAGCGUCAAUACUCACCUGGGUAAAGAACAAAGCAGGAGAGAUGACCUGGAAGCUCUAGGUCACAUGUUCAUGUACUUCCUUCGAGGCAGUCUGCCCUGGCAAGGCCUGAAGGCAGACACUCUGAAGGAGCGCUAUCAGAAGAUAGGUGACACCAAGAGAACCACGCCCAUCGAGGUGCUGUGUGAGAGCUUCCCAGAGAUGGCCACUUACCUGCGUUAUGUGGGUUCUCUGGACUUCUUGGAGAAGCCGGACUACGACUACUUACGGAAACUCUUCACCGACCUCUUCGAUAGCAACGGCUACAUCUUUGACUAUGAGUACGACUGGGUCGGCAAGCCACUGCCUACUCCCAUUGGUCCAGUCCCCAGUGAGACCCUUCUACAGUCCAGCAGCAGAGACAAGGCAACGCAGCAGACCAAAAACCAGUCGCCAGAACCCAAAGGAAGUGAUUCCCAGCCCACUCCAGUGACCAAUAGGGAGCUGCUGGGGUCCCAUCUAACAGCUGAUAGGCUGGGGGGCUCCGUCCAGGUGAUGAGUUCGACCAAUGGGGAGCUGAAUACAGACGAUCCGACUGCGGGCCACUCCAACGCCCCCAUCACCGCCCCGGCCGAGGUGGAGGUGGCCGACGACACAAAGUGCUGCUGUUUCUUUAAGAGGAGGACGGGGCAAGGCCUCCAGAGACACUAGUGAAGAAGAAGAGGAGAGGCCUCCAGAGACACUAGUGAAGAAGAGGAGAGGCCUCCAGAGACACUAGUGAAGAAGAAGAGGAGAGGCCUCCAGAGACACUAGUGAAGAAGAGGAGAGGCCUCCAGAGACACUAGUGAAGAAGA
Salmo salar (Atlantic salmon) is the source of this 2279-nucleotide messenger RNA. Its product is annotated as casein kinase I. The record is from RefSeq and is a predicted model, not a curated record. NCBI's taxonomy places the organism in Eukaryota, Metazoa, Chordata, Actinopteri, Salmoniformes, Salmonidae. Gene Ontology annotation, biological process: protein phosphorylation. Gene Ontology annotation, molecular function: ATP binding; protein serine/threonine kinase activity.